ACGCAAAUUGUUGCAAUACAGUAGGUCCACGUACUUCCAUGGGCUGGAGACGUAACAUGUAUAAACUGCCCACUGACCGGACCUGCUAUUUAACAGGUGUAGCAGCAAGUGCAGCAAAGUCGUCUUUAGACAAAUCCUGGCCUGGACUAUGCGCUCAAUCUGGGGUUUAAUCGCCUUGGUGGCCACAGCGACUUUUUACUUGUAUCUGCUGUCUGCGUUCCUGCCGCCGGGUCCUCGUGCCGUCCGCGUUCACGACGCUGAACCUGAACACACUGUCCAUGACGAUGAGCCGGAGGAGGAAAUACGCAGGUUGAAGUUCCCAUCUGAUCUGGAGGAGUUGAGGGAACUAGCCGAGCUGCUGCAGUUCUAUAAGACAGAACACACUGGCUAUGUGUUCAUUCUCUUCUGCAGUGCCUACCUCUACAAGCAGUCCUUUGCCAUUCCAGGAUCAUCUUUUUUGAACAUGCUGGCGGGGGCAUUAUUCGGGCCAUGGCAUGGAAUCCUUAUUGCCUGCACUUUGACAACUGUGGGUUCCACAAACUGCUACCUGCUGUCCCGUACAUUUGGCAAACGCCACAUCAUCAGGAUCUUCCCCGAGAAGGUGGCAAUGCUGCAGCGAAUGGUGGAAGAGAACAGGAGCAGUUUGUUCUUCUUCUUGCUCUUUCUGCGGUUCUUUCCCAUGACACCUAACUGGUUCUUGAACAUCACCUCUCCAAUCCUCAACAUCCCCAUCCCCAUAUUCUUCUUCUCCAUCCUCAUUGGUCUAAUCCCUUAUAACUUCAUCUGUGUCCGUACGGGAGCCAUCUUGUCUGAGAUCCAGUCUUUGGAUGACAUCUUUUCGUGGGGCACCUUGCUGCAGCUCCUGCUGAUCGCGUGUGUGGCUCUUCUUCCUGGAGCUCUAAUCCGCCGCUACAGUCAGGCCCAUUUCAAACUUGACGGCCUGGAACCCAACGGACACCAAAAUGCCUUGAAUGAUCGCAAGACUAAAUGACCCAAAAGAAAGACACCGUAGGA
This is a messenger RNA of Rhinichthys klamathensis goyatoka, 1014 nucleotides long. It is a transcript of the gene tmem41ab, whose product is annotated as transmembrane protein 41ab. Bases 149 to 991 code for a protein of 280 amino acids. The transcript is spliced from 5 exons. The record is from RefSeq and is a predicted model, not a curated record. Lineage: Eukaryota; Metazoa; Chordata; Actinopteri; Cypriniformes; Leuciscidae.